AUGGCUUCCCACAAUUUUGAAGUCGGCGAUUUAGUUUGGGCUAAGAUGAAGGGUUUUCCCCCAUGGCCUGGGAAGGUUUCGAAAGCACCUGAGAACAAAAAAGUUAAUGACAAGAAACCGAGAUGUUACAUCUUCUUUUUUGGAUCAGAAAAUUAUGCCUUUGUGUCAUAUGACAAUGUUUGGCCAUAUCUGGAGAAGAGAGAUGAGUAUGCCACUCUUCCCCGGCCAUCACACAGCUUCCAGGAAGCAGUUGAUGCCAUCGAUGACUACAUCAGGAGUCAAGGUGGAGUUGUUCCCGAAAUAAAAGUGAAACCUGAGUCGACGUCGCCUCCUGGCUCUUCCAAGAAAAAAGACGAGGAUGACAAGGACUCAUCAUCGGCUCAGGGCAGGCGGACAGCCAGAAAGAGGCCGUUGUCAUCAUCAUCCACUACAGCAGCAUCGUCAUCCACAUCAUCAACUCCUCAAAAGGUUAAAAGUAAACCGGAAUCUAAAACUGAAAAGAACUCCUUGAAACAAACUGACAAAAACGAUGAUGUUGAUGAUAAAAAUGAUAAUAAUGAAGUGAGUGAGGUUAGCAAAAGAAAUGAUGAACAGGAAAAUGAUGGCUUGAAACCUACAAAAGUUAUCAAAUUGAGUGAAAUCGACAUCGAGGUUAGGAGUAAGAAGAUAUCAAGAAAGAAGAGAAGAGAGAACGAUGAUGAAGAGGAUGACGAUGAGGAGGAGGAUGUUGAUGAUGAAAGUCAUCUGAUGAGCAGUGAGGGGAACAUUAAAAUUCCAGAAGAACAACAGCAGCGACCGAGUGACGAAUUAAACGUCCAAGUUGAGGAUUUUGAAAAAGAAUCCUUAUCUCUCUCUAAGGAAGUUACUGAAAAAUCUGAAGAGAAUGUUGAUGGUGAUGCUGAACAUCAGGAUGAUAACAAAAAGGAUGGUGAUGGGGACGAUGAUAAAGAGCUUCAUGAAGUUUCGGUAGUUGUUCUAGGUGCUGCUGAUGUUGACGAUGAUGAUGAGAUGAUGGAGGUUGUCGAUGAUACCAAUCAUGAUAAUUCAGUCGAUAAACCGAACGACGGCAGUGAUGUCCCUCAUUCAAAAGACAACAAAAACAUCAAAGAUAACAAAGUGCCAAAAGCUAAAGAACAGACUGAUGUUAAAAACAAAGACAGUAAAAAGGCUAAAGAUGCAAAAACCAAAGAGCCGAAGAGUAAAGAUGGCAGCGUCAAGAGCAAAGAAUCCACCACUCCAAAGGUGAAUAAAGAUGAAAAAGAUAAAUCAAAUAAAAUUAAAAGUCCCACUGAGAAAGCUCCUAAACUUAAAGAAACUAAAGAUACUAAAGAAACAAAAGAUACUAAAGAAGCUAAAGACACUAAAGAAGCAAAAGACUCCAAAGAUUCUAAAGGCAAUAAAGAUAAAGGGUCCAAAAAAUCAGAAAAGCCAGCGAAGCCAUCGACAGCAUCAGCAACAACAGCUGCCGACAGCAAAAAGAAAGCAACAUAUCUACCAGAUGUUGUUGGUUCUCAACCAGCAGCAACCAACAACAACGACAACACGUCAUCGACAACAACCACCACCAACAACGUCAACAGCAAACAACUAACCAUUGUUCCUACAAACAAAAAAAUUGGAUUUCUGGGCUGUGGUAGUGUUGGAGAGGGGUUGAUUUCAUGCCUACUUGCUAGUGGGCAUAAGGUCACAGUGUGGAAUAGAACCAUGGCUAAGUGCAAAGAUGUAUUGAAGAAAGGUGCCUCAAAGGGUAGUUCUCCAUCAGAUGUUGUCAAAUCAUGCGACGUCGUGUUUGCUUGUCUGGCCGAUGCUAAUGCUCUCAAAGAUGUUGUAUUUGGCAAUAAUGGAGCCCUGCAAAGCAUGGAAUAUAACAAGGGAUUUGUUAAUUUAUCAACUGUUGAUAUUGAAACUACUAUGGAUGUAUCUGAGGCCAUAACAUCCAGCGGGGGUAGAUUUCUCGAAGCUCCUCUCAUUGGUUCAAUAGAAAGUUCAAAGUCAGGUCACAUGAUUGUCCUUGCAUCUGGCGACCAAUCAUUGUUUGACGAUUGCCAAUCGUGCUUCAAGUCUAUCGCUAAUAAUGUCUUUAAUUUAGCUGACAUAACGACAGCGUCAAAAAUGCAAAUUGUCCUGAACAGUUUGUACGGGACGACCUUAGCAGGAUUAGCUGAGAGUAUGGCGCUCGCUUGCAAAGUUGGCUUGGACCCCUCUGAAGUUCUCGAUGUUAUCAGCCACACCACUGUCAGUUCAGCUUUGAUUAGGGAGAAAGGAAAAGCAAUGGCAAAGAACAACUUGAAGGAGCCAAGUUUCAGACUGGACACAUUACAGAAGGACAUUAGACUGGCCAUCAACAUGAGUGAGGAGGUCGAUCAACCACUUCAUGUUGGCUCCUCUGUCAAUGAGCUAUUUAAGAGAGCCAAAGCCAAGGGGUAUGGAGAUGCUGAUGUAGCUGCUGUCUACAGGGCUGCAGAUCUUUGAACUGUCUGUCUCCGUCUGUCUGUGUGCGUGUCUGUCUGUGUGGUGUUGUCUGUAUGCCUGUGUGUAUGUUGUUUUUGUUGUCUCAUAAACGUUAAAGAACAGAAGAUUUCAAAUGAAUAACAUUCUUUCAAAUUAACUCUCUCACCAUUCAAUACAACGUCAUUAUACUUUCAUCAAGUUCCUUUAAUAUGGGUGUGUUAUUUCAACCUUUUAUUAAUUUUUAUCAAACAUUAUUUUUAUGGCUGGCUAAAAAUGAUUAUGUAGUUCUAUACAAAUCAAUUAGACUACUGUUGGUGUGUGUGUGUGUAUGUGCGUGCGUGCGUGCGUGCGUGCACAUAAUGUUCCUGUCAUCCAUCCAUCCAUCCUUAACUAACAAUCUAUAUACUACAAUACAUUGGCUUGGUCUAGAUUUGUGUGUAUGUGCUCGCGUGAUUCAUUUAUUUGAUGUUCUCUCUCUACGAAGAAUUUUAUUAUUGUAUGUAUAGAAGAAGGAUAGAAAACAAUGUUCUGUUUGACGGUUGUUAUAGAGCAGGCACGUAUGUCCUUUCAACGUGUGAUUUAUUUUUAUGAAUAUUUUGGUUUUGUUCGCUGGCAUUCAACUCAAUGAACAUUACUUUCAGUUUGACGUUUUGUUGAAGGUUUUUAAAUAAUACAUGAAGAUGUUGU
Molecule: messenger RNA, 3138 nt
Organism: Helobdella robusta
Lineage: Eukaryota; Metazoa; Annelida; Clitellata; Rhynchobdellida; Glossiphoniidae
Exons: 13
Coding region: 1-2472 (823 amino acids)
Molecular function (GO): NADP binding; oxidoreductase activity, acting on the CH-OH group of donors, NAD or NADP as acceptor; NAD binding
Source: RefSeq, a predicted model, not a curated record